Messenger RNA from Drosophila teissieri, 614 nucleotides. RefSeq lists its product as uncharacterized. The record is from RefSeq and is a predicted model, not a curated record. Lineage: Eukaryota; Metazoa; Arthropoda; Insecta; Diptera; Drosophilidae. The coding region runs from base 60 to 473 and encodes 137 amino acids. The transcript is spliced from 4 exons.
UCAAAUCCCAGCGAGAAUCGUUCCCAAGUGCACCAGGCAAACGGUCAACGGCUGGAAUCAUGAAUCUAUACGUGCUCCUGGUGGUGGUGUCGGUGUUCCUGCACUAUAUUCAAGCAGCGCCCAGUGUGGAUAUUUCCAACGACGAACUGCUGGAUGGAAAAUAUCUUUGUGAAGCUGGCUCCAAGAAGUACGAUGGACCUUUCAUAGUGAGAUUGAUUUCGGCUGCCAAUGGACAAACGGUCGUCUGCUACGAGUGCAGCCAGUCGGACUUCAAGGCGAAGUACUCCGUGAAGCCGUGCGGAGAUCGCUUCGCGCCCGGCAAGAUCGGGUCGGGCCACCACCGGGACCUGGUGCCCUACCUGGUGAGGAUGGACCCCCUGUACAAGGACACCUGGAGCAGUAAGCUCAAGCGCAACUUCGACGAGAUCGACAAGGCCUCCGCCAGCUUCAGCAUCCUCAACCAACUCGUCUAGUGAUACCUGCGGCGACAGCACCUAAAUGCAAAUGCAGAUGCAGAUGCAAAUGUAAAUGCCCACGGAUACGGAUUGUAAUAGCGGAAAUACUCUAAAAUGCUUCAUGUCAAGGGACUAUAGAAAAUAAAAGAAAUAAAACAG